Molecule: messenger RNA, 573 nt
Organism: Lathyrus oleraceus (garden pea)
Lineage: Eukaryota; Viridiplantae; Streptophyta; Magnoliopsida; Fabales; Fabaceae
Exons: 4
Coding region: 1-573 (190 amino acids)
Source: RefSeq, a predicted model, not a curated record
AUGGCAUUUUUCCUAGGGAUGGAGUUUAUGUACUCUAAGAAGGGUAUCAUUUUGGAUCAGCUGAAAUAUGAACUUGAGCUUCUCAAGAGAUUUGACCUGCUGAGUCGUAAGGCUAUUGUCACACCAUUAGAAAUAAAUCACAAAUUGGAUUCUGAUUCUGAAGGUGAUGAUGUAGAUGCCCUAACUUUCAAGCAAUUGGUUGGCUCUCUAAGGUGUUAUGGAUGCAUGUCAAGCUAUUUAGCUUCAGAAUUUACUACAGGAUCUGAAGAUCAAGGAAAUAACAUCUCUGAAAUAAACAACAUUAAAUCAGUUUUGGGUGCUAAAUUCAGUAUUAAAGACUUGGAAAACCUCAAGCUCAUCCAAUAUAUGUUAAAACCUAUAGCAGUACACAUGCAUGCAACAAUGCAGAUUCUGAAAUAUGUCAAAAACGGACCAACGUUAGGAAUGUUUUUUCGCAGUAAUUCUGGACUGACACUGACAAGAUUUUUGGAUUCUAAGAUGGGCUCAUGUCCUAUCACAAGGAUAUCUACACCAGGUUUUACAUUCUUCAUGGGCAGCAUUCUUAUUAGCUAG